Messenger RNA from Danaus plexippus (monarch butterfly), 741 nucleotides. RefSeq names its product mediator of RNA polymerase II transcription subunit 29 (gene ix). The record is from RefSeq and is a predicted model, not a curated record. The transcript has 5 exons. Gene Ontology annotation, biological process: regulation of transcription by RNA polymerase II. Gene Ontology annotation, cellular component: mediator complex. Lineage: Eukaryota; Metazoa; Arthropoda; Insecta; Lepidoptera; Nymphalidae. Gene Ontology annotation, molecular function: transcription coregulator activity; transcription factor binding. Bases 93 to 668 code for a protein of 191 amino acids.
CUUGUCACAUUUAUGAAAGUUAUGACAACAAAACAAUCUUAAAAUCAAGAUCUUCUUCUUCUUAAAAAAAAGUACUCUGAAACUCUAAUAAAAUGAAUCAAAUGAACAUGCACGUGCCAAUGAACCCUGUGGGGGCGAAUCCUAACGUAGGGAUGCAAGGAAUGCCGGUGUCCGUUUCAAUCAUGCCCGUCGCUUCGCCCCAGCAGAUGCAACCAGUAAUGGCUCCUCAACCUCCUCAGCAGGAUAAAAUGGACAAUAUAUCCAAAGUUAAAACAUUAAUGGGAUCUCUUCGUGAAUCCCUGCCGAUGACAUUAAAAUCAGCGGCUCAAAUAUUGCAUCUCAAUUACAACAUAGACUCAAAUACCCAAAAAGGCAUCGAUAAUCCUGUACCGAGAUUUGACAAGAAUUUAGAGGAGUUUUUUUCACUUUGUGAUCAAAUGGAGUUACAUUUAAGAACAGCGAUAACCUGUAUCCAACAAGCACAGUCUGCAGCUCAUUAUUUACCUUUGACCGUCAUACCUUCAAGAUUGGACUCCGGACCUACGACACAGGAAACAACACUGAGCUACCCUCAAUACCUCAACACCGUGCGUCUUCAAAUAUCAUACGCUAAGGACAUCCACGACACACUGGUCGCCGCAGCACAGAACAUAUCCCCGACGGAAUAAUAAACAAACCAUAGACAAAAAAUAAUAAUUUUAUUUGUACUAUAAUAAUUAUCAUUAAAACGAAAUUACAUGA